CCCGGGUUUAGAGUUGAAAGGUUACAGGCACGUCAACUCGGAGCAGGGUGCUCCAUGUGGGGAAAAUCUUUGGUUGUAGCGCAUGUUUUUGAGGAACUUGGAUAAUAAAUAUACAACAUAAAUAUAAAAAUAUUCUUAUCCUCCUUUUUGGAGUUCACACACAUUUACUUUAAAUAGUAUACAUGGGUAUUUGUUAGUGGUUCGGUGGGCAUGCGACUUCUGAAGUUGAAGAACAACACUUUGAAAUCCCACCAACUGGCAUUGUUUAUUGUUAAUUAUACACAUCGUUUUUGAAAAUACAUUUUUUCAAAAUCUAUUUCGUGGUAUUAGUUUUACAUUUAGACUAAGAAUUAAUAUGGGUAAAAACCGCACCGACACACCCGGAUCGAAGCGUGUGGCCGUGAAAAGGAGCACAGAUUCCGGUAACAUUGAGAAGGAAGGCAGCCAGAUGAAGCGAGAAGAAAUCAAAAGAAUGAGACACUUGGAAACGGUGACGGCGCUGGGCGAGAAGGAAGAUGCUGAGAAGUAUUUGGAAGAGUUGGUGUUUGGAGCAGAGGAUGAACUUCUCGAGAGGCUCGGCGCUGCAGAGACUAAAGGAGCUGUGAGUGGGAAUUUGCUGGACGAAGACUCCAGUGAUUCGGAAGUAGAAAAUGAAGCCCGGUUCCAGGUCCAGUCUGCCCAGAAGGCUGCCUGGGAGGACGAGGAUGACCAGGGGGAGGAGAUAGUUGACAUGACUCACCGCUUCAGGAAAGAUAUGGUGAAGAGUGAUGCGGAAAAGCAGCUGCCGAAGGGGAAAUUACAGCAGAGACUGAGGGAGCAAUUCCAGAGAGCAAUGGGUGGCACGCCAGCAUGGGCAGAAAAAAGGGUGUUGAAAAAAAAGAAAGGCAAGAAAAGUGAAGAAGAUGAUGGCAGUGAAGAGGAGGAGGAGGAGGAGAAUGAUUUGCUGCAUAGGACUGGCAACUUUGUGACAUCUUCCAAAUCUCUCCCCAAAGGUUUCAUAGAGAUAAAAAACUGCUUACAUGCGAACAACAACCGACCUUCAGAUGUCUGUUUAACAAGCGUUCAGUUUCACCCCUCGGCCCAGGUGAUCAUGACUGGAGGGGUAGACCAGUCUAUUUCCCUUUUCCAGGUGGAUGGCAAGACUAAUCCAAAAAUCCAGAGUAUCCACCUAGAGAAGUUUCCUGUAUACAAGGCCCGCUUCAGUGCUGACGGAGAACAAGUCAUUGCAACCAGCAUGCAUAAUAAAAUGUUCUACGUGUAUGAUAUGAUGGGAGGGAAAAUCAUACCCGUCUACGGUGUCAGAGGAUUAGAAGAGAAACGAGUAAAGCAGUUUGAGGUUUCUCCAGAUGGUUCACUGCUUCUUCUAACUGGGACUUCAGGAUAUCUCCACCUUCUGACAAUGAAGACAAAGGAGCUGGUUAGCAGCAUGAAGAUCAAUGGGAAAGCCGUUGGUGCUGCCUUCUCCCCUGAUGGAAGCAAAAUCUACACCAACUCUGAUGAAGGGGAGGUCUUUGUUUGGGAUGUUAAAAGCAGGACUUGCCUAAAUAGGUUUACAGAUGAAGGCUGUUUAAAAGGCACGUGCAUUGCUGUGUCCAGAAACGGACAGUAUUUGGCUUGUGGAUCGAAUUCUGGAGUGGUAAACGUCUACUCGCACGAUGUAUGUCUUCAGGAAUCAAACCCUAAGCCUUUAAAGGCCAUAAUGAAUCUGGUGACAUCAGCCACUUCCUUGUCUUUUAAUCCAACCACAGAAAUCCUUGCAGUGGCUUCCAACGCAGCGGAUGAAGCAGUCAAACUGGUACACAUCCCUAGUUUUACAGUAUUUUCAAACUUCCCUGUCAUGAAAAAGAAGGCCAUUCACCUGGCACAGUGUAUGGACUUCUCCCCUAGAAGUGGCUUUUUCUCCAUCGCAACCAACAAGGGCAAAGCUUUAUUGUACAGGUUAAAGCAUUACACAGAUUUUUAAACGGAUUCACCCAGUUCAUGUAUUAAUUCAGAUGUUCCAGUGGUGUAAUUGUGAUUGAAGCCAUUUGUUUUCCUGUACCUGGGACCAUGGAUGAGCAGUUUCCAAAAUAAAAAUACAUCUCAUUUCCUGUAUUUUUCACAUUUCUGAUUAACUUUCCCUUCUUCAUUGUUGUAUGGUGUUUAGGGAUGAUGAUUAUUAUUUUUUAUUUUAUUUUUUUAACCAUGUAUGCAUUUGUUUUCCUCUGCCAAAGCCUCUAAUACAAGAGACAAAUUUGUCUCUAUAUUGUUUGUGGGGGGAAAAAAGCAGAUUAGUUAAGGCCUAGAACUGUAAGACCAAACAAUUUAACUCACUUAACUCACCGUUUUUGUAAGGAUCUGUUCCUUUAUCAUUUAUUGUUUUGUAGUUAAUGAUGUAAAUUUUCAGAUUUUCUAAAGUGAUCGCUAAAGCAUAUUAGCAUUGUGCUGUGCCCAUAGGUGAAACCAGUGCAACAAUUAUAUGCUUCCCCACCUCACUUCAGAAAAUCUGCCUCGGAAUCUUUUCAGAAGACUUUUUUUUUUAUAGAUAUAUUUACUAUCGGAGUGCUCUCUCAAAGCAUGCAGUUGCAUAAUUAAAUAUUAGUAAAAUAAAGAUGAUCCCUUUAAAUUCC
This is a messenger RNA of Acipenser ruthenus (sterlet), 2609 nucleotides long. RefSeq names its product U3 small nucleolar RNA-associated protein 18 homolog. The record is from RefSeq and is a predicted model, not a curated record. Gene Ontology annotation, molecular function: protein binding. The coding region runs from base 356 to 1963 and encodes 535 amino acids. Gene Ontology annotation, biological process: rRNA processing. The transcript is spliced from 14 exons. Gene Ontology annotation, cellular component: Pwp2p-containing subcomplex of 90S preribosome; small-subunit processome. Lineage: Eukaryota; Metazoa; Chordata; Actinopteri; Acipenseriformes; Acipenseridae.